This is a messenger RNA of Penicillium salamii, 156 nucleotides long. The record is from the annotation of a GenBank genome assembly. NCBI's taxonomy places the organism in Eukaryota, Fungi, Ascomycota, Eurotiomycetes, Eurotiales, Aspergillaceae.
AUGGCCGUCACUUCUAUCUCGGCUCCGGUCGACUGCACCCUCCCCUCUAGCGCCAGUAGCUCUAUCACAAAACCCAUCAAGCCAGUGACCAAACCUUGUUUUGGAUGCGAUUGUGGCGAUGAAGAGUGCGAUUGCUGUAUCUGUACAGUGAUGUGA